GUCGUCGUCGUCGUCUGUGAAGCAGGACACGAGGGACGCUGAUAACAGCCCUUACAAACCCAACAAUAAGAGGAGGAGGAGCUGUGGCGGCCUCGUGUGUUUAGUUACAUUCAUCAGCAUGGCCACGUCUGCCCAUGCACUGAGUGCACGACUACAUGGGUCAGAACCACUGCAGGAACGCCUUGUCCUUGCUGAGCGAGCAUUCCUGGCCCCACUUAAUGUUCCAGUCAUACACAAGGAAGAUGUUGUUGUUAUAUGGUUAUCCCAGCUGCUCACUAAUAAGUCAUUGGCACUCGACUUGGAAGAUCUAGAGGCAGUUUGGAGGACAAUGAGCACUAUUCUCAAUUCCCGGAGGCUUAAAGCUCUCUGUAGCAACAAUUGGCUUUGUCCUAUCAGCUCAUCAUUUGCUGAGACCUUGGUGGACAUCAUUAACAGUAGUUUAGAAGACACCAUACGUGAGAAUGCUAUUAUUGCUUGUCAUGUGCUUUUGUCAAAUCCAGUCUUGGCUCCUCUCAUCACUCGCUCAGCUGAACACUGCAUAUUUCUCACUAAGGGACUCAUACAAUGGCUGGUUGAGGGUCAUCAAAGUGACUUUGAUGUAACUCUGACAUUGAUGGCAACAUUGGAAGCUGGCGCCCACCUUCGAAUUCAGCCGGACGUAUCAAGUGCAUGUCUUUCUGUUAUAGAUCAUUUCCUUUUGCCUCAUGCAAGACUGAAUGUUGUUUUGAAGAACAACAAGAGAGAAAUUGUGCAAAAGUUGUUGAAAGAAAUUAACUCAGUAGUAACAGAAAAUUUGUUUAAGAGUAAACUUGUGAAUCUGUUUACCCAGUCUCUAGAUGUUUUGCUUUCUGAAGAGACGAAGGAAUCAUUAUCUACAGUUGUGGAAACCUUGCUGAUGUUUGUUGUUUCAGCUGUUGAAAAUGAAUCUCUAGAAAUUAGCCAGUUCUUAUUAAAUAAAUUCUUUUCAGGGUUUUCAGCUCAAUUCAAAAGUAAAGUACUUCCCUAUCAGAUGCUAAUUGUGCUUUGUCAUAUGUUAAAUGUCUCUUUGUCAAGAUCUGAGAUCCCUUCAUUAGAAAAAAAUAGCCUUGCUGUUCAGAAGCUAAAAUCAACAAAUAUUGACAAUGAAAAACAAGAGGCUCUCUUGUUUUGUAUUUUAAAUGCAGCAGAAUCCUCUUCCAUGGAUGUGACAGCCAGUGUGAGAGGUGUGAGCUUAAAACAAUGGCUGGAAAAUUUAGGUGAAACAUUGUUGAAAACAGCGCCUUUGACUCCUGAAGGAUACCACUGUCUUCGCACACUUCUAGUGAUGAUUCCACAAGCUAUGAGUGGUCUUAUUUUGAAGAAUUUGUGGAAUGUUUGCUUCAAGAAGGUUCCUGUUAUGACACAGUCCAUGACUGCUCUGUACUCUGCAUAUGAUGAUCUCUUGUGUGAUGUUUUGGGUGUGUGUGUCAGGAUGAGGCAUAUACCCAAAACAUUUAGCAGAAUUUUGUUUGGUUUCAAAAAAGAUAUUGCCUUCUUGGAAAACCAGCAGAUAAUACCAGACACUCUUCUUGUGUAUGAAGGACAGCUUCUGCUACCUCCUAGAUUUAUGGUGUCAAUAAUGAAAGCUAUAGGUACUCUGGGUCACUAUCAGGUCUUACUUCUAUGGAAAACAACUAUGUAUUUUGCUACUAAAGAAAGUACUGCACUUGUUGAAGGCCAAGCUAAUGCAGGCACCUUAAAAUUUCUGAGCAUUGUGAUAUGGCUGUUGUCAUGUGUCAUGAAGGCUAGCCCCAUUGUGCAAGUUAUGUCUGUGGCGGGAGUUGCACAGAGUUUUGCAUCCAUCAUGGAAAAGAUAGCACUUCAUGUGAUCAAGCCAUUUAUUACUGCUAUGCUUACUCAACCACAUAAUAAUAAUAUUUGUGGAAGUAUUCUUGAUCUUUGCCACACCUGGGGUGAAAUUCACACCUACUUCCUCACAUCUGAUACAGGUCCUCAUUCCAGGCACCUGGUAAAUGGAAUACGAGAAGGCACAAUAGCUUGGAAUGAGUAUGUUAAUAGCCAGCACUUUCAUGAGGCCAGCAGGCUCCAUCCACAUAUCUUCCUCAGCAUUUGUUCCACUCUGGUUACAAUGUCAGGCGCAUGUAAACGAAAGAUUUCUGAAUUUGAAGACACGCUAACCACAAAAAAGAAUUAUUGCAAAAAACUCUUAAAGAAGAUGGAAAAAAUUGGCCCACUCCUUUGUGAAUUUGGUGGAGAGAGGGAUGAGGAAAAUGCAUUGUGGGAUGCUUUGAGAGAAUGUGGCAAUAUGGUAAUGAAACUUAUUGAAAAUGCUGGUGCAAGAAAGAAAAAUAAGGGAAAUUCCUUGGAUUUAAGUAUAAUGGUGAAAUUGAUUGGAAACUUUCCACUAUCAUUUCUUCAUAAGGAGCUCCAGACUGCACUUUUGUUAGUACUGUUUGCCUUAUUGGUCCAGGAAGAUCUUGAGGGUACAGAAGAAAAUGUAUCAUCACUUUUGCAUAUCAUAAAUCAGACUUUAUGCUCACACUGCCAGUUUAGAUUAUUCAGAGUUACAGAUGCAAGUUGCCUGUUAAAGUGGCUUAUUAAAAAAAGAUUUGAUUUUCCAUUAUCCCUUGUUACCCAGCAUAUGGCAAAUCUUACUCAGACAUUGAUGACAGAAAAGGCUAGUGUCUUACCAACUAUCUUGCCAGAUACUAAAAUUAAUUCCAAAUUAACAGCUCAGGCAUUGGUAGGCCAGAGCUUUGAUCAGGUUUUGAAUACUCUCAUGUACAAGUUGACAGCUGCUGCAAGCAAUGCACAACAGAUAAAAGAUAUAUCAGUAUAUAUAACAUCACCAGAGACUGCCAAAGAUGCAGAGCUCUUCUUACAACCAGCAGUCUUUCUUAUGGAUGCUUGCCGGAAGAAUAUCCAGCAUUGUAAAGAAACACUGCAUUACUUAUCCUCCUGGAUUCUCAAGUAUUUGAAAAAGAUGGAUCUCACCACCACUGCUCCUCCCACGGCUGCAGCUAUUCUUGCUGCUCACAGCAUCAUUGUCCUAACUGAAAUAUCUCAUUAUGCCAUAAAGAAAAAGUUGAAUUCCCAAAUUUUAGAAAAUGAUGUUAUGAAUGUUAGAUCCAUUACAGACAUCAGUGAAGAUCCCGAGAAUGCACAAAAAAAUUGUGAUCUUGAAGAGCAAACAAUAAAAACCCCUCUGUGGCAAAAGUUGUUAGGUCAUAGCUGCCACUUAGCCAAACUCUGUUUAUCUAGUGGUCACUGUGAGUUGCAGGAGUGUACUCUUCACUACCUUAUUAUUGUAUUGCAACAUUAUAGUAUUUUGCAAUCUCGUCUUCCCCCUGAUAUUUUUAUUACUACAUGGACAGCCUUGUCUCGGACUGAUCACAUACCAAGGAUCAUCAGUGCGCUUCCUCAUAGUAAAUGCAUUAUAAAACCUCUUUUAUCAGGUGUUUCUCCAGAUGACUACGAGAAGUUACUUCAUGACCUACUGAAAAGCACACAGUCAGACACUACUAAUUUGGUUUGUAUGCUCAAGCUUUGGCAAGUGAUCAUUUUCAGCAAAGUAUUUGGAGUAAAUGGAGCUGUGAAGCGAGUGGCUCUACAACACCUUAUGCCCAUCCUUGUAAAUCUAGUGACAGUUCACAAUGCAUCUGAUAAGUGUACAAACCCAUACCUCAUCCCAUUACUGGAAACCCUGAGGGAACUAAUCAGCUUUGCACUUAAAUUUGAGGCACAAACCAUAGCCCUUGUUCUCACACCCUGUACUACAGUACAUCUUCAAACAAUGCCACUUGACCAGUUCAGUCAAGCUUUUACUGCUGUUGUUGAUAUUGUCAACUGCAUUGUGCUACUCUAUCCCGGUGUAGUAGCAGAGUGUGUCCCUUCAGUUUUGGCAUCCAUUACACACCUUGCAACAUCUCUGAUCACUCAGGCCAAUCAAGAAUACAAACUAGACGAUGACCAAAUAAAAAUUAUGGCAGACUGUGGCAGUAACCUGGAACGAAUUGUGAGUCAACUGAAUUCGUUCAGAGUUAGGCUAAAUAAGGUGGCACACUUCACUGUGGCUGCUAUUAUUUCAUCUCUCCAGCUUACAACAGUUUAUCCAGCUGUCAAGGUAGGUUACCUGUUUACUUUGUAGUUUGGUUACCUAUUA
Messenger RNA from Cherax quadricarinatus, 4141 nucleotides. The record is from RefSeq and is a predicted model, not a curated record. Lineage: Eukaryota; Metazoa; Arthropoda; Malacostraca; Decapoda; Parastacidae.